Cannabis sativa is the source of this 728-nucleotide messenger RNA. RefSeq lists its product as uncharacterized. NCBI's taxonomy places the organism in Eukaryota, Viridiplantae, Streptophyta, Magnoliopsida, Rosales, Cannabaceae. Bases 72 to 728 code for a protein of 218 amino acids. The transcript is spliced from 3 exons. The record is from RefSeq and is a predicted model, not a curated record.
AUUGGGCGUACGAGGCCAUUUUGGAGGUUGGCAAGAGGUAUGGCACGAACCACGGGAUUCGGUUCCCCAGGAUGCUUAGCUGGACGAGCAAAGGCGAUAUUGGGAAGAAAGACGUCAGCGCAUUAUUUUCUAGACGGAAUCUGGAAGUGGUGAAGGGGCUCCUUCCACGGACAGAGGAGGAGGCAUUUGUGAGGACAAUUUCUUACGAUGGUGUGGAGAACCUGGUUGAUGAUGCUGUGGAUGACACAGAGGCUGAGGCAGGUAGUCAGGUACCAGAGACUCAGGUCCCAGACACUCAGGAAAGAGACACUCAGGCCACUGGUUCAGAACCUCAGCCCAGUGCACCAUCUUCAUCAGGCGUUCGGGGUGCCGAGUACACUGAUUUAGUGGCUCGGUUGGAUAGGAUCGAGGGUGACACUCAGGGUCUGUAUGCUGCUCAUGUCGAGCUGAAGAAGGCAUACGAGACCAGCCAUGUAGAGCUGAAGGGUGGUCAGAACGUAAUUAUGGAGCAGCUCAGAGACAUAUUGGCCAUGUUGAAUCGUCCGCCAACGACAGCUUCAGCACCGGAGGCCCCAGGCGGAUCCAUCUACCCCACCACCACCGCUUCACCCCCGGUAGAAGAGGAUGAGGUCUUCCCCGACGAUUACGAUCCUUAUGAGGGAGCUCCAGCGACUCCGAUCGAGGCACAACCUCUUAUCCAUGUACAUGACACCGAGUCGCGGGGGUGA